AUGGAUCUGAAAAGAAAAGCUAUGGAAGAUGAAUUGGCCAUUGUUCCGGUAAAGAAGACUAAAACUGAUAUUGUUGGCUUUGGCACACAAGUUAACAACGCCAUCGAACUCUUGGGCGGAAUCAAGCGGACCUCAAAACUCCAUGCCCCGAUCAUGUUACUGACGGGACACGAAAGUGAAAUUUACUGUUGCAAAUUUUCUCCUAGUGGGAAGUUCUUGGUUUCAGCUGGCACAGAUAGGAUGAUUUUGUUAUGGAAUGUGUACGGAACCUGCGACAACAUAGCAACUCUGAAAGAGCACAGCAAUGCAAUUAUGGAUUUGCAUUUUACUACCGACGGAUGCCAGAUGCUUACAUGUUCAGCGGACAAGACUUUAACUUUGUGGGAUGCGGAGUGUGCCACGAGAAUCAGGAAGUUUAAAGGACACCAGACGUUCGUGAAUGCUUGCGAUGUGUCGAGGAGAUUUCCAAAGUAUUUGUGCAGUGGUAGCGAUGAUGGCACUGUUAGGAUCUGGGACUCAAGGCUCAAGAAGUCGAUCCUAACUUUCCAGAACACCUUCCAAAUCAUGUCGGGUCACAUGGACACGGUUACGGGAAUGAGGCUGAGCCCUGAUGGGUCCUAUUUGCUCUCCACUGCUAUGGAUAAUACGGUUAGGAUAUGGGAUGUCAGGCCGUAUGCUCCCCAAGAAAGAUGUGUUAAAAUCUUUCAGGGAAACCAGCAUACAUUUGAAAAAAAUUUACUCCGCGUUUCGUGGAGCCCAGAUGGCACUAAGAUAGCAGCGGGAUCAGGGGAUAGGAUGGUCUACAUUUGGGAUACGACGACGAGAAGAAUACUAUACAAGUUUCCUGGACAUGGAGGAUCAGUUAAUGAAGUAGAUUUCCAUCCACUUGAGCCAAUAAUUUGCUCUGGAUCGAGUGACAAGCAGAUUUACUUGGGUGAAAUCGAGUAA
Messenger RNA from Helobdella robusta, 948 nucleotides. RefSeq lists its product as hypothetical. NCBI's taxonomy places the organism in Eukaryota, Metazoa, Annelida, Clitellata, Rhynchobdellida, Glossiphoniidae. Gene Ontology annotation, molecular function: protein binding; RNA binding. The record is from RefSeq and is a predicted model, not a curated record. Gene Ontology annotation, cellular component: catalytic step 2 spliceosome. The coding region runs from base 1 to 948 and encodes 315 amino acids. The transcript is spliced from 2 exons.